GCCGYGGCGCGCCGGGAAGGCGGAAGCGGCUCCCGUGGCCCGAGUGCGGCACCGGGGGCCGGGCCAGCCAUGGCAGGGGCCGGCUGGGCUCCUCCGCGCCUCGACGAGUUCAUCCUCACCGAGCGCCUGGGCUCCGGCACCUACGCCACCGUCUACAAGGCCUACAGGAAGAGGGACACGCGGGAGGUGGUGGCCAUCAAAUGCGUGAACAAGAGGAGCCUGAACCGGGCAUCGGUGGAGAACCUGCUGACCGAGAUCGAGAUCCUCAAAACCAUCCGCCAUCCCAACAUUGUGGAGCUCAAGGACUUCCAGUGGGACAGUGACCACAUCUACCUGAUCAUGGAGUUCUGCGCCGGGGGGGACCUGUCCCGCUUCAUCCGGAUGCGCCGCAUCCUCCCGGAGAAGGUGGCUCGCGUCUUCCUGCAGCAGCUCGCCUGCGCCCUCAAGUUCCUCCAUGACCGCAACAUCUCCCACCUGGACCUGAAGCCACAGAACAUCCUCCUGAGCGCCCCGGAGAACCCCCAGCUGAAGCUGGCAGAUUUCGGCUUUGCGCAGUACAUGUCCCCGUGGGACGAGAAGCACGUGCUGCGGGGCUCCCCGCUCUACAUGGCCCCCGAGAUGGUGUGCCGGCAGCAGUACGACGCCCGCGUGGACCUGUGGUCRGUGGGCGUCAUCCUUUACGAAGCUCUUUUCGGGAAGCCGCCCUUYGCUUCCCGCUCCUUCGCCGAGCUGGAGGAGAAGAUCCGCAGUGACCGGGCUGUGGAGCUUCCCAGCCGGCCCCAGCUCUCUCAGGAAUGCCGGGAUCUCUUGGGACAGCUCCUGGAGAGGGACCCUCUGAAGCGCAUCUCCUUCGAGCGCUUCUUUGCCCACCCCUUCGUGGACAUGGAGCACRUCCCCGGCCCCGAGAGCCUCGGCAAGGCGACCAACCUGGUGGUGGAGGCGGUGAGGAAGGAUCAGGAGGGGGACGCCAACGCCGCCCUCUCCCUCUACUGCAAAGCUCUGGAGUAUUUUGUGCCAGCACUGCACUAUGAAAGCGACAUGCGWCGCAAAGAAGCCAUCAGGGCCAAGGUGGGGCAGUACAUCUCCAGAGCAGAGGAGCUGAAGGUGUUGGUCACCUCCAGCAACAAGAACCUCCUGGAGAAAGGCAAUCCAGCCAGAGAGCUCCUUAAAGAGAUGGCCAAGGACAAGCCUCGGCUCUGCGCRGCGCUGGAGGUGGCUUCGGCCGCCAUCGCCAAGGAGGAGGAAGGCAGGGAUGACAGUGACACCCUGGAGCUGUACCAGCAGAGCCUGGGGGAGCUGCUGCUGCUCCUGGCCGCGGAGCCAGCGGGGCGGCGGCGGGAGCUGCUCCACGCUGAGAUCCAGACCCUGAUGGCCCGAGCCGAGUACCUGAAGGACCAGAUCAAGAUGCGGGAGGCGCAAUCCAUGGGCAAGGAGGCGCUGGCAGAGUCCGUCCGGAGCGGUGAGUGCCCCUCUGCCCAGGGGACAUGGGGAAUGUCCCUCCAGCUGCCACAGCCAUGGCACGGGGACAUCCYGGCCCUGCACACCCUCGUGUCUCCGCCCGGCGGGGUGGCAGUGGCGAGUGCAGCCCAGUGAGUGUCCCCUGUGUCCCCCGGCACAGCCUGUACCUURCAGUGACGCUCCUCGCUGCCCUGCYAGGACGCGCCGGCGCAAAGGCUUCCGUCCCCUGCACCGGGGUGACGCCUCGGGGGUCACCCUGGGGCUGUCGGUCCCGGGGGCUCUGCGGGCCCAUCUGCCCCUCUGGCAGG
Malurus melanocephalus (red-backed fairy wren) is the source of this 1766-nucleotide messenger RNA. RefSeq names its product unc-51 like kinase 3 (gene ULK3). The coding region runs from base 70 to 1593 and encodes 507 amino acids. Lineage: Eukaryota; Metazoa; Chordata; Aves; Passeriformes; Maluridae. Gene Ontology annotation, biological process: autophagy; autophagosome organization; peptidyl-serine phosphorylation. Gene Ontology annotation, molecular function: ATP binding; protein serine/threonine kinase activity. The transcript has 15 exons. The record is from RefSeq and is a predicted model, not a curated record. Gene Ontology annotation, cellular component: cytoplasm; autophagosome.